Pleurotus ostreatus (oyster mushroom) is the source of this 1032-nucleotide messenger RNA. RefSeq lists its product as uncharacterized. Lineage: Eukaryota; Fungi; Basidiomycota; Agaricomycetes; Agaricales; Pleurotaceae. The coding region runs from base 1 to 1032 and encodes 343 amino acids. The record is from RefSeq and is a predicted model, not a curated record. The transcript is spliced from 7 exons.
AUGCCGACGCUCUCUUCUCAACACUAUGUCUUCGACCCACGACCGGAUUUUCCGUUUAGAUUUGCGGUGAAGCGACUCUGGGAUCCCUUGUCGCCUUACGUCCAAGAUGAGGACGCGUACACGCUUAUCAUGGUUCAUGGGACUGGGUUCCACAAAGAGCACUGGGAGCCUGUGCUGGACGACCUGUACGAACUUUUACCCAAACAACCAGGCGGGGUGGCAAAAGUGCGCGAGGCCUGGUGCUUGGACACUUACAACCACGGAGAUUCGGCGUUGUUGAACGAGAACGUGCUCACGCAGGGCUACGAUAAACUAUGCUCCUGGGAGGAUAUUGCCCGCGGCAUACAUCUCUUCCUCAGUGGCAAGGGCACAGGGAUAGACGUUGAUUUCAGUAAGCGAAAGCUUGCAGGGAUCGGCCACUCAUCGGGCGCGGUCGGCUUGAUACUUUCCACAACCUAUCACCCUCGGGUGAAAUAUAGCCUGCUUCACUUGGUGGAACCAAUGAUCCUUCCUGCGUUUCCUCCCGGCAUACCCAACGUUCUAGAAGCAGGCGCAGUGAAGCGACGUGACAUAUGGCCCAGCAAAGAAGAAGCAAUGAAAGCUUUCAGUAGUCGACCUUCUUGGCAAGUGUGGGACGCGCGAAUCCUUAAAACUUACGUGGAACACGGACUAACGUCACUACCCACUUUAUCAUAUCCAGAUAUCACCAAGGGAGUCACCCUCAAAUGCCCUCGUCACUUAGAGGCGGCUUCAUAUCGCGAUGGGGUAACCCGCACGCGAGCGUUCUGGUACCUACCUACCCUCGUCCAACGCUACCCCGUCCAUAUGCUCUAUGGGGCUGUCAGCGAUUACUACCCCGGGACUAUAAAGGAAGAUGUCAUAAACAACGCUGGAGCGUCCAACUUUGCUUCCAUUGUAUGGGCAGAGGGUGCAGGGCAUCUGAUUACGCAAAUCAAUCCAACACAACUGGCUGGGGAGAUUGCUAAAGUUCUUGCGGCGCCUAUACCAACUCAUAUCAAUUCUAAACUUUGA